This is a messenger RNA of Pygoscelis adeliae (Adelie penguin), 2457 nucleotides long. It is a transcript of the gene PSD2, whose product is annotated as pleckstrin and Sec7 domain containing 2. The record is from RefSeq and is a predicted model, not a curated record. Gene Ontology annotation, biological process: regulation of ARF protein signal transduction. NCBI's taxonomy places the organism in Eukaryota, Metazoa, Chordata, Aves, Sphenisciformes, Spheniscidae. Gene Ontology annotation, molecular function: protein binding; phospholipid binding; guanyl-nucleotide exchange factor activity.
AUGAGCAAGAACAGCCACUUUCCAUGGUCUGCCACAGACCGCCAAGAGCUGCAUUCCUCGGGCUCGCAGCCGGCCGUGCUGGCCUGCAGCGAUGGGGACGAGCAGCUCAGCCAGCCUCUGGAGCCUGCCAGUGGGAGAGCCAGCCCCCAGGACGAUGCUCAACCCUCCCGAGGAGCGGAGGGGGAGCGCGGGGGCCAGGGGGACGAACAUCUGGAAGCGGCAGCAGAGCUGGGCAAGAGGCAGGGGGAGCAGGGACGGGGCGGCGUGGAUGCAGAGCUGGCCGCGGGGCGGGAGCAGACGCCGCUGCAGCAUUGGGACGGCGGCGUGCCCAGCCGAAGCAGCACGGAUUCAGGGGAGAGGGGCUCCCCCACCCAGGAGAUACCUAGUGAGGCCCUCAGCAAGGAGCAGCGUCACGGCGUCCUGGGCUCCUUAGAAGCUCUCAGUGCCGACGAGCCGGAGGAGCAGCUUGGGUUUGCUUCUGGAGAUGCCACGCUGAGCUGCAGUGAGGAUGACAAGGAACAUUUUCAAUUCAAAGACAUCAGGGAUGGGUUCAGCUCGACCUUUGAGAAGAUUGUUGAGUCUGACCUUAUGAAGGGUACAUACUACAGCAGCUUGGACUCUUUGGACGUCCUCUCUCUCACAGACGAGACAGACAGCUGUGUCAGUUUUGAGGCCCCACUCACUCCAUUGAUCCAGCAAAGGGUCAAGGAAAGCCCAGAACUCUUGGAGCAGAAACUGGUAGCACAGCAGAGAGAAGCCCUUCACCACAUGGAUGCUGAUAAGCAAGAGCAGGCAGCAGCAAAGCCAGCGGAGGGGGAUUUUGGGAGCCCUCUCAGGCACUCAAUUACCAGCAGCAGAUCAGAGAAUGUGCUGAGCCGGUUGUCCUUGAGGAGUAUCCCAAAUGGGUUCCAUGUGGAAGGGUCAGAGGAAGAUGCCACCAAGAUCAUUAACUCCAUCAGUGAUGCCAGCUUGAAAGAUGCACUGUCAGACUCUGACUCCGACAUGGGCAGCACGGAGCAGCUUGACCAGGGCAGCACGGACACCUUGGCGAACGGCUGCAGGGCGGAUAGCGAGGCUGCCAAGAGGCUAGCCAAGCGCCUCUACAACCUCGAAGGGUUCAAGCGCUGCGAUGUGGCACGCCAGCUCGGGAAAAAUAACGAAUUUAGCAAGUUGGUAGCAGAGGAGUAUCUCAGCUUCUUUGACUUCACUGGCCUGACCCUUGACAAAGCACUCAGGACGUUCUUGAAAGCAUUCCCGCUGAUGGGAGAGACGCAAGAGCGGGAGCGGGUGCUGAUUCAUUUCUCCCGGAGAUACUGCCAGUGCAACCCAGAGGAGAGCACGUCUGAAGAUGGGAUUCAUACGCUCACCUGUGCCCUGAUGCUGCUAAACACAGACCUUCACGGCCACAAUAUUGGCAAAAAGAUGUCGUGUCAACAGUUCAUAGCAAACCUGGAUGGGCUGAACGAUGGGAAGGACUUUGCAAAGGAUUUGCUGAAGACACUAUAUAACUCUAUCAAGAAUGAGAAGCUGGAGUGGGCCAUUGAUGAGGACGAGUUGAGGAAAUCACUCUCGGAGCUGGUAGAUGACAAAUUCGGAGCCAGUGCGAAGAAAGUGACAAGGAUUGUUGACAGCAGCAACCCCUUCCUGGACAUCCCCCAAGCACUGAAUGCAGUCACCUACAAGCACGGUGUCCUCACGCGUAAAACCCAUGCAGACAUGGAUGGGAAGAGAACUCCCAGAGGAAGAAGAGGUUGGAAGAAAUUUUAUGCUGUGCUUAAAGGGACCGUCCUUUAUUUACAAAAGGAUGAAUAUAAACCUGACAAAGACCUCUCUGAAGUGGAUCUGAAAAACGCCAUCCGUGUGCACCACGCCUUAGCCACGAAAGCCUCUGAUUACAGCAAGAAGUCCAACGUGCUCAAGCUGAAGACAGCUGACUGGAGAGUCUUCCUCUUCCAGGCCCCAAGUAAGGAAGAAAUGCUCUCCUGGAUCCUGCGAAUCAACCUUGUUGCUGCCAUUUUCUCUGCCCCAGCCUUCCCAGCUGCCAUCUGCUCCAUGAAGAAGUUCUGCCGCCCACUCCUGCCUUCGUCCAUGACCAAGCUGUGCCAGGAGGAACAGCUGAGGUCUCAUGAAAAUAAAAUGAAGCAGAUUGCAGAUGAAUUAGCAGAGCAUAAAUUACAUCCUGUGGAGAAGAGCCUCAAGUCAAAAGAGGCUGAGGAAUACAGACUCAAAGAACAUUACCUAAUAUUUGAGAAGAGUCGCUAUGAGACAUAUAUCAACCUGCUGUGCAUGAAGAUAAAAGUCGGGACAGAUGACCUGGAGAGAAUUGAAACCAGUUUCUUCAAGGUGGAAGCUGACGACAUUGCUUUGCGGAAGACACAUUCAAGCCCUUCCUUGAGCCAAGGGCACAUGUCCAUCAGCUGUAAGGCAGAAAAGGACAUUUUAGAGCAGAACACUUAA